AUGUUACCAGCGUUCGCUCCAACCGCCUUUGAUCCACAACCGUUCGCCUACAAUCCUUAUGGAUAUCCCGCCCCAUUCCCAAUGGCAUACGGUGCUCAUACGGCUGUACCGAACAUGGUCCAGCCGUGUACAGUCAGUCCUUUCUAUCCGGAAGCAACCUACUCGAAGUCAUCGACACCAGCUUGCAGCAAAUCCGAGUCCGAUAUUUCCUCGGAUGAGUUUCAUAAAAAAAGACGUGAGAAACGUGAUCGAAACAACGAAGCGGCAAGAAAUUCUCGCCUGAGGCGAAAAGAUCGUGAAGGCCGAGUGGUUAGGGAAGCUGAAUUGCUUCAAAAAGAGAAUCAAAUCCUCAAAGAUGAAGUUGGAGAGCUAAAAAAAGUCUUCUAUAGUCUACAAGAGGAGUUGACCAAUAGACGAAAUACGGACGUAGGGAACACGGAAAAUGUUAUGAUCUAUCAGAAUAUCGAUUAUUCGUACAAUACUCAAGUCCUGUGA
Necator americanus (New World hookworm) is the source of this 495-nucleotide messenger RNA. RefSeq lists its product as uncharacterized. Gene Ontology annotation, cellular component: nucleus. Lineage: Eukaryota; Metazoa; Nematoda; Chromadorea; Rhabditida; Ancylostomatidae. The record is from RefSeq and is a predicted model, not a curated record. Gene Ontology annotation, biological process: regulation of transcription by RNA polymerase II. Bases 1 to 495 code for a protein of 164 amino acids. The transcript is spliced from 4 exons. Gene Ontology annotation, molecular function: DNA-binding transcription factor activity, RNA polymerase II-specific; RNA polymerase II cis-regulatory region sequence-specific DNA binding.